Messenger RNA from Seminavis robusta, 2765 nucleotides. The record is from the annotation of a GenBank genome assembly. NCBI's taxonomy places the organism in Eukaryota, Bacillariophyta, Bacillariophyceae, Naviculales, Naviculaceae.
AAUCUCAAACACCCGAAGACAUCUUCUUGCUCCAAACUAUGUACCAUCCUGCUUUCUAUAGCUAGCUAGACUCUACUACUAGCAAGCAAGGCACAAGCUAUAAUAUCUAUACUACUGAAUGCAUGCAUCAAUUUUACCAUGGAAUCCCCAAUAGCAAACAACAAUCACAACAAGAAUGCUAGUAAAAGCAGUCAGACGGCCAUGGGAAACCGUUGGUUCCGCGGAUUUGCCUUGCUCUUGGUGGCAAGUUUUCUGCUCUUUCUGUGGGACAAGGUGGAACUCAGAGUCACAGGAACGCAACAAGAAGAACUGAUGGGAGUGCAGCUGGUAUUCAAAGGAUCUUCUCCUAGUAGUACCAUUCAAACAAAAACAAGCAACAGCACUCUUGCCAACACGGAAGUUGAUAGCCGGACGCACACUGGAACCACUGCAGACCAAGACAAGGACAAGCUACCAGCUACUGAGGCUAGCAAUCCACAAGAUGCUACCAGUACCAGUAAUGGAAAUGUCAAUGCCAAUGACAACACCAAGUCAGGCGAACCUGCCAAGGAGAAGCGGGCAACCAGUCCACUGACACGCCCACCAGAACCACCUGAAGCGGUGGACGAUUCACUCACUCCCCAAGAAUGUGAAAAUCAAUGUCAAACAUCCCAAAACAAUGAUUUCGACUUGUCCAAAGCAUCCAAUAUGCGACAACGAUUCACCGAAUACCGACAACGCUAUGUUGCUCAGCUCCAGCAAGAUUACGGAGAAAAACUCUACAAGGAUCUCUUCACGCCCAUUAUUGAUCCCGAAACCAACACUCCCGUCAGCAUUGGAAGAGAUUUCAUCUUUACCGAACCCCCCAAGUUGAAACUCAAACGAGGCACGGCACGGGGGACACCCCCACCGCCAGGAACCGCAUGGAAACGAUUUGUUCGAAAACUCUCCAUCAAGGUACUCCAAAUUCAAUUGGGAUCCGUCCUGCAACAAUCCAAAGCUUCAUACGAUUGCAGCAAACGGUGUCAUUACAAGUAUCAUCCCGGAACCUACACAAACUAUGUCUGGGCCACGGGGGGACACAGCUCGUCGGCCGGUCAUGGCAAUUUCUAUAGAGAAGCCUACACGGCUGUCAUGGAACGAGCCGUACAACCCAUUUUUCGAGCCAUUGGACUCGAUUUUGAGGCACGAGGAUACUCGUCUGGAGGAACCAGUAGUGCCGAUGAGUAUUCACUUUGUUCACAAGCAUUCUACGGUAGAGAUAUUGACAGUCUUAGCUGGGAUUUUGGAAUGACGGAUGGGAAGAACAAAUGGAAGAUUGGCAUGUAUGCCUAUCGAGCGGCACAAGUGGCCAAAGCCAGGAAUACUAUAUCGCAACCGGGCGGUAUUCCUCGUCGACCCGCACUUUUUGGCAUUCAUCAAGGGGACGAACACAACGCGGUGUUGCAUUAUAUGUACGAGCUGGGAAUGCCCGUACUCGGAUACAACGGUGGAUACGAAGCCAAUCUCUUUGCGGCAUUUCCUGAUAUGAUGGGCAUGUCGGACCAAGAGAUUGAAGCGGUACCGCGAUUGGCUCGCCACUUCAAGUGUGCUGGUGGCGUGGAAACGGGCGAACCAGGAUGCAACGCGAACAAAUUCAAUAGAACUUUCUGUCCCUCGCGGGCUGGGCGAGCAAAAUGGCAUCAGGGCUGGAAAUUCCAUGCCUUGGCAGGACAUCUGAUCGCGACCAUGUUAUUGGAUGCUUUGCAGGAUGCUAUUGAGGAGGUGGCCAAGCUGGAACCCAUCGACAACGAAGACAUGCCGGCCAAAGAGGCUCGCAUCACCUCGCACUUGCAACGUCUCUCUCAAGAAGAGGCAGCCGACUACAACAACAUUUUAAAUGCUCCCGUCCACGAGUAUUUGCGGCCCGAGUUUGAAAGAAUAUGGGCACCCGGUAGCUAUUUUGCCAAGAUGACUCCGGGAAUGGCAUACGAACCGUUGCUCAAAGACCCAAUCCUUUGCCAUACAGCACUCCUUCCCGCCGAUAUCCGCUUUCGGGGUAUACUCACGGAAAGCAAUAUGGUGGGGAACAUCUACAAUCAAUAUUACGACAAGGGCUACAGUUACCAGAAGAUCCAAAAAACAGAAGCCCCCCCUCCUCGUGGCCAACGUAAGCCAGUUAUGUUUGUCGAUGAACGGCCCGGACAAGCCGACAAGCUGACACUCGUCAUGAAUGAGGACGAGCGGGAAAAAUGCGAAGAGCCUACAUUCUUUGACUUGGACGAUUGGUAUCACACGACUUCGAUGCAACCAUGGAAAACCCUGUUGCUUCCCAAUGAUUCGGAGAUGCGUUAUUACGAAUUCAAUCCACUUCAAAGUCGAGGAUGGAUCUUGAUGUGUUUGAAGAAGUGUUCCUGGGGCAAGUGCGAUGGGACCGAUAUGCAUGACUAUUUGCCCGGGAACUGGCCCGGUGGAAAGAAGGGUCAGGCGCCUCCCACCAAGGAAGAACGGGCGGACUACGGAACGGUGGAACUCGAGGUGAACAAUGUACCCGUGACCAAUGCAGUCCGAUUGGAGAAGUGUUAUUUUCUGACACACGAGGAUCCCGAUCCGACCAAGACGUAUGUGUGGAAGCCAAAUGAUGCGGGCAAGUACGAGAUUCGAGUCCGCAUUGCCAAUGCGAAAAGGUACUCGGUGCUCAAAAUGACAUCCUUUGUCUUUUUGUAACAUCAUCUUACUGCUAGCUGGCUAAUACCGUACAUACUUUUGCUACCCAACAAGUAACUAAAUCAUGCCUUAGCACAUCG